AUGGAGGGAGCGAGAGGAUUGAGAGAGAGAAAGAGUGGGCGAGAGGGAAGAAAGAAGGUUGUGAGAGAGGAGGGAGAGAUAUUGUCAUAUUUCUACUUGGUUAUUUCCUUGGGAAUAUCCUUUGUGAGUACCACAACGCUAUGCCCCGGUGGCUGUCGAUGCACUGAAGAUGACGAUACCCAGCAAACUGACGUCAUUUGCGAACGUCUACAGGAUUUUCCUUCAUAUUUUCCAAAAAGUACUGCCCAACUUCAAAUUCUGUACUCGAACUUGAGCUCUAUUCCACAAAACGCUUUCUUUCUGUCACCUAAGAUUAAAAGUGUCUACGUCAGAUUUUCUAAUAUAGACACCAUUGCUAGUCUUGCGUUCACGAAUCUACUUAACCUUAGCGACGUAGAAUUCCAAAGAAACAAUAUUACUCGAUUUGAGUCGUUUGCUUUCUUUGAUAUGAACAUUUCGUCAAUCUCAAUUAUAUACAAUAAUAUUGACAUUAUUGAGUCGCACGCUCUUUCAAUAAUUGAAGCAGAUGAUCAAAUCGUAUGCACUAACAAUUAUAUCGGGGAACUCCAAACUGCGUCAUUCAGUGAUGUACAGAAAACGAAGUUAUUCCAGUUUCAAAACAACACCAUCGAAAUCGUCAGAGAGAAUUGUUUUACAAACUUCUCAUCCAUUACGUCAUUUGACUUUUCAAAUAAUCAUUUCCUAAGUGUUGAACCCCAAUUAUAUGAUCCAAAAAUAAGUAAUAUUUUCAUAAUGUUUAGUAACAAUAUCAAGUGCGAUUGUAAAAUAAACUGGAUUUUUGAAAACCCCUCCUACAAGCUAUUUAUAGACUACAACUACUGUGAUGUAAUGACGAAAGACUCUCAGAAAAUUAGUCUGUCAGACUGGUAUCAAAGCUACCUAACCUUGUGUAGACCUACGACGACAAAAAAAAUUCUACAGGACCUGACGUCACCGACAACUACAACUACAACCAAAAAACUUCAUUUAACGUCAUCAUCACCGAAUCAAACAUUGUUAGAUACGUCACUGCAAGCUGAUUUUUCUACACCCACACAUAAAUCUACGACUACAUCAUUUCUAGUCAAGGUCACUUCGCAGAGCACGCAUACGAAGACAAAUGAAAUUGGGCGUCACACAACUAUCAGCAAAACAUCCCCGUUCUCAACCAAAUUGAAUGAUGUAAAAACAAGUCCACCUAAGGUCGAGGAAGCAUCCAAAACUACUGAAAGACAAACACCGUCUACAACGCCUAGGUCAGGAUCUCGUGGAACCAACGGGGACAAUCUCAAAAUCAAAAUAGGAGUCCUUGCGACUCUAAUAACUUGUCUGUUUAUUGUGCACGUGUAA
This is a messenger RNA of Saccostrea echinata, 1350 nucleotides long. RefSeq lists its product as uncharacterized. Bases 1 to 1350 code for a protein of 449 amino acids. Lineage: Eukaryota; Metazoa; Mollusca; Bivalvia; Ostreida; Ostreidae. The transcript has 2 exons. The record is from RefSeq and is a predicted model, not a curated record.